Molecule: messenger RNA, 1809 nt
Organism: Ilex paraguariensis (yerba mate)
Lineage: Eukaryota; Viridiplantae; Streptophyta; Magnoliopsida; Aquifoliales; Aquifoliaceae
Source: the annotation of a GenBank genome assembly
AUGAUUGAUGAUGAAGAACUGGCUAUUCCAUUUGAGGCACCGAUCGUGUCGUCUUACAAUGACCGAAUACGCCACUACUUGAUGCAAUUGACAAGCUCCGCCACCUCAAGGUCAUGCAGGAAGAUCCUCUCCCGGAGCUUCACUUGGUUUCUGGGCAGAACUGUCCAGACUGAUGAGACCCAUAUUUCUGAUGCCAUAAAUCAAGCAACUGAUGAGAUUGCUGGCUCUGGUAAAGGUAUAUCACACACCCCAUUAACGUUAGUUGUGAAGAAAAAUGGCGUACCUGAUCUUACAAUGGUUGAUUUGCCUGGAAUCACUAGGGUGCCUGUUCAUGGGCAGCCUGAUGAUAUAUAUGAGCAGAUAUCAGCCAUAAUAACAGAGUACAUAAAACCAGAGGAGAGCAUUAUCUUGAAUGUUUUGUCUGCAACUGUUGAUUUUCCGACUUGUGAAUCCAUUAGGAUGUCACAGCGUGUGGACAAGACCGGCCUGAGAACUCUGGCUGUUGUUACCAAAGCCGACAAAGCUCCCGAAGGUCUGCUAAAUAAAGUAGAGGCAGAUGAUGUGAAUAUCGGGCUUGGCUAUGUGUGCGUUAGGAAUCGCAUAGGCGAUGAAUCGUAUGAUGAAGCUCGAAAGGAAGAAGCUAAUUUAUUCGAAACCCACCCGCUUCUCUCAAAGUUUGACAAAUCUAUUGUGGGUAUUCCAGUUCUGGCCCAAAAGUUGGUGCGAAUUCAAGCUACAAUAAUAGCAAAAUGCUUGCCAGAGAUUGUUAGAAAGAUCAAUGACAAGCUCAGUGCAAACAGGUCAGAACUCACCAGAAUGCCCCAGAAUCUGACUUCUGUUCCAGAAGCAAUGUCUGCUUUGAUGCAGAUUAUUGGUUCCUCCGUGGAGACUCUUAGGAAAGUUCUCUUGAGAGGUGAGUUCGAGGAAUACCCAGAUGACAAACACAUGCAUUGCACUGCUCGUCUUGUAGAAAUGCUCAACCAGUGCGCUCAGGAAUUGGAAAACAGUUCAGAAGAUAACUACAAGGACAAUUUUCUAAUGGAGGAGAUACGAGUUCUUGAGGAAACCAGAGGCAUUUGGCUACCAAAUUUCCUUCCUCGCGCGGCUUUUCUCAUGAUCCUGCAGAACAAAGUAAAGGAGAUAUCUGGAGCACCGGUUGAGUUUGUCUCUAAAGUAUGGGAGUACAUUGAGAAAGUGGUGGUUGCUGUUUUAAAGCGUCACUCUGAACAUUAUCCACAGCUGGAGUCAUCUACAAGAAGAGCAGCCCAGAACCUUAUUGCCAAGAGGAAGGAUAUGUCUGCUGAUCGAGUGGCGGAGAUAAUUGAGAUGGAGAAGAUCAUAGAUUAUACUUGCGAUCCUGAAUAUCUGACAGUAUGGGGUAAGCUCAUGGCUAGUAAAAACCUCUUCCUCGAUGUUAUGAAUAAUUAUUCGAGGUGCACACUGAUCACCAUUGAUGGUUUUGGGGAAGUUGAAGUUGGGCAUUUAAAGUCCUUCCCUAGUAUUAGAGACCAAGCAUUUGACAUAAAAAUGAGGAUUACAGCAUACUGGAAGAUUGUUCUUAAAAGACUCGUUGAUUCCAUGGCUCUGAACCUACAGUUCAGUGUUAAUAAUCUGGUGAACAUGGACAUGGAGAAAGAGAUAUUGACUGAACUCAUGGAUCCUCAUGGUGGUGGACUUGAAAGGUUGCUAGAAGAAUCGCAUUCGGUGGCCACAAAGCGUGAGAGAUUGAACAAAAGUAUCAAGCUGCUGAAGGACUCUAAGGAAGUUGUUGCUAAGGUCAUGGACAGAAUUGCCUUCAAUGCUGAUUAG